AUGGCCGAAGGACCGCGAAACCGUCCACUCAGAGAAUAUUCCACCCCAUCUCAACUAGAGCCCCACAAGAGCAUCGUUAACCCUGCUAUUAACCGAAAAGAUUUCGAGCUGAAGCCAUCAUUGAUAUCAGCCAUUCAACAACGUCAAUUUUCCGGUGUUCCUACCGAUGAUCCUAACGAACAUUUAACAAAGUUCAUCCAAUUUGCUGAUACCGUGAUAGCCAAUGGAGUAACUGCCGAUGCAAUAAGACUACGCCUUUUUCCCUUCUCCCUGAGAGAUAGAGCUUGGGCUUGGUUGCAAUCCUUGCCACAAAAUUCUGUCACGACGUGGGAAGAAUUGAAGACUGUUUUCUUAGCAUGUUAUUUUCCUCCUAGCAAAACAGUUGCGUUACGAGCACAAAUCAAUGGAUUCAGACAAAAGGACACUGAAUCUCUUUUCGAUGCAUGGGAGCGAUAUAAGGACAUGAUGCGAAUGUGCCCACAUCACGGAUUAGAAGACUGGCUCGUCAUUCAUACAUUUUACAAUGGACUGUUGUACAACACGAGGUUGUCAAUAGAUGCCGCUGCUGGUGGCACGCUUAUGGAUAAGCCGUAUGACGAAGCCUAUCAACUAAUUGAAAACAUGGCUCAAAAUCAUUACCAAUGGGGAAGCGAAAGAACUCCUGUGGAAAAAUCUCAAACUAAAGGCGGAAUCUUGACCUUACCACCCGCAGCCACCGUGGCUGCUAUAACUCCAAACUGCGAAUUGUGUGGAGUUCUUGGACAUGCUGCCCCCGAAUGUGCUAUUUUGGCAGGAGUCUCGGUUGAUCAAGUUAACUACGCUCAAGGGAAUCCGUAUUCCAACACCUACAAUCCUGGAUGGAAGAAUCAUCCUAAUUUUUCGUACAAAAAUAACAACGCUCUGUUUGUCCCGAAUCAAGCACCUGUUGUACCGCCAGGUUACCAAAAACCUGCUGCUAACAUUCCUAAUAUGCCUAAUGUUCCUAGAAAGUCUAACCUUGAAAUUAUGAUGGAAAAUUUCAUUGCUACCCAAGCUCAACAAAAUAAGGAUUUCCUCAACCAAAAUGUUCACACCGGUGAACAAUUGAAGCAAUUAGCAACUAAGGUAGAUGCCCUAGCGACCCAUAAUAAGAUGUUAGAAACUCAGAUUGCUCAAGUGGCCCAACAACAAGCAACUACUUCCGCACCUGCUGGAUCAUUUCCUGGUCAACCACAACCCAAUCCUAAAGGGCACGCUAAUGCCAUAACACUACGAAGUGGAACUGAGCUCGAUGGACCAAUCGAUCCAAGGCUUCAGAACCCAACCAUGUAUCAGAAACCUGAUAAAGCGACUGAAAAACCAAGAGAACAACCUGAAACUGAAAAGGAGGAUGAGAAUGAAGAGGCAUCUGAAAAGGAGAAACCUUAUGUGCCUCCCCCACCAUAUAAACCACCGAUUCCAUAUCCUCAAAGACUUGCUAAGUCUAAGAAUGAGGGCCAAUUUAAGAAAUUCGUAGAGCUUCUGAAGCAACUAAAUGUUACCAUUCCUUUCACAGAAGCUAUUACCCAAAUGCCCUCAUAUGCUAAGUUCCUCAAGGAGAUCUUAUCCAAUAAGAAGAAGAUAGUAGAGAAUGAAACUGUUACACUAACUGCUGAGUACAAAGCCUUAUGUGAUUUAGGAGCCAGUGUUAGUUUAAUGCCUCUAUCUAUUUGUGAAAAACUCAAAUUAGGUGAACUAAGACCAACAAGAAUGUCAUUGCAAUUAGCUGACCGAUCUGUCAAGUUUCCCGUAGGAAUGCUUGAAAAUGUACCUGUUCGUAUAGGACAAUUCUAUAUUCCUACUGACUUCAUAAUAAUGGACAUUAAAGAGGACUCUAAUAUCCCUAUUAUACUAGGAAGGCCAUUCUUAGCAACUGCUGGUGCCAUUAUAGAUGUCAAGAAAGGAAAGCUAACUUUCGAGGUCGGUGAAGAGAAAGUAGAGUUUAUUCUCUCCCAAUUCUUCAAAGCCCCAGCCAUAGACGAUUCCUGUUGUUUCUUGGACGUUAUUGAUGAAUGCGUUAAAGAAAUGGAGAAACAACAAAACACCUACUCUGAAGUUCUAAAAAUACAAAUGCCACCUAUUUUCGAGGACGAUAACUGGCGUGAGGAAUACCAAGAUAACAAUUUAAGUGAAUGCCUAGCAUUAACCCCUGAUCAUAUUCCUUGCCCUAAGAAACCUGCUAUAGAACUUAAAACACUACCCAAAGAUUUAAGGUAUGAAUUCCUAGAUGAAGAACUUGAACGACCUGUUAUAGUAAACGCAGACCUUGGACAGAUUGAAACUGAAAAGUUACUCAAUGUCCUUAGGAAAUAUCCGACCGCUUUAGGCUAUAACAUAUCUGAUCUAAAGGGAAUAAGCCCCUCUAUCUGCAUGCAUCGCAUUAUGCUCGAGGAAGAGUGUAAGACCUCGCAAGAACAUCAAAGACGAAUCAAUCUGAUUCUAAGCGAUGUAGUGAAAAAGGAAGUUCAAAAGCUGUUAGAAGCAGGAAUCAUAUACCCUAUAUCUGAUAGUAAGUAG
This is a messenger RNA of Vicia villosa (hairy vetch), 2535 nucleotides long. RefSeq lists its product as uncharacterized. Bases 1 to 2535 code for a protein of 844 amino acids. The transcript has 3 exons. The record is from RefSeq and is a predicted model, not a curated record. NCBI's taxonomy places the organism in Eukaryota, Viridiplantae, Streptophyta, Magnoliopsida, Fabales, Fabaceae.